Messenger RNA from Eriocheir sinensis (Chinese mitten crab), 2399 nucleotides. RefSeq lists its product as uncharacterized. The coding region runs from base 77 to 1744 and encodes 555 amino acids. The transcript is spliced from 16 exons. Lineage: Eukaryota; Metazoa; Arthropoda; Malacostraca; Decapoda; Varunidae. The record is from RefSeq and is a predicted model, not a curated record.
CUGCUGCUUCUAAUACUACUGUUGCUGUUCUCUUCCAGGUGUUGUCAACGUGUCCCACCUGAACUUUCUUCUUAAAAUGAGGUUUCUAAAGGGCUACGAGAUCCUGCUGCUGCUGCUAGCAGUGGCAUGGUGUGGUGGAAACUUGGCGGCGGGGAAAGAAGCCGAGAGCAACACCACCCUCACCACCACCACCGCCGGACAAGUCACCACCACUAAGCCGACCACUACCACCAGACUCACGACCACCACCAAGCAAACCACCACCACCUCCACCACCACUACUAAACCCAUCAUCAAGCCAACAACCACAACCACCACCACCAUUCAGCCCAUCAGCACCAUCCCCAAAACCACCAGGAACAACACAAGGUUUAAUGCCGUUCAAAGGCACGUUGUAUUGAAGUUUUCCUUGGAGGCGGAACCUGACGAGGUGGACGUGGGCACAUCAGUUGAUAUAUGCUUCAAGGAGACUGCGGGCGGUUCAGCUAUCGCCGUGGUUUUGCAGUUUGGGGAUGGAAGUUCCGAAACCCUGACGUACGGAGGCUCAGGGGAAAAGUGUGUGCACCACACGUACAACAACCCGGGCGUGUACAUCGCCAAACUUCGUGUUGACGGGGAAGUAGAGGCCGAGGCAAGGAUUACCGUCAAGCCAACUAACCCCCCCGUUGUGGAGUUUAACCUCCUAAGCGAACGGACGAUGGUCGGCGGCGCUAUUUUCUUGACGGUCAGGGUCACCUCAGAAGAGCAACAGCCGUGGCCUUGGUAUGCGGCGUUCUAUGGGCCUUACACGCGUCACAGCGGGGAGUUUGAUGAUGGUGAGACUUCGAUCCAGCUGAGUCACGUGAUCAGUUCGGAUUACGAUGACUCCCAAGUACUGUUCACCGUUGUCAUCGCAGACGUUCCUUACAGCUUCUAUAGCUUUAUCUACUCUGGGGACUUUGGAGACUACGUUCACUGGGAGGUUGAUCAUUCGCAUCUUGUACCUACAGAACCGUUCCCCGUGCUGUCCUUCACCGCGGACCGCCACCACGUCACACUGGGAGACACCGUCACCCUCACCUUGCAGGCCAGUGAUCCAUUUACAAGCGCCGUUUUCGACUUCGGUGACGGAUUAGCAAACAAGUUACAUGAGGAUAAGGACGGUACAAUGACCUACACUACGACGGUGACCUACGGGAAGGCGGGAACCUACACGGUGGCCGUCACUACCUACGCCGACGGCCAAUAUAUAAUUGAAACUCUGACCAUACAUGUGGACGAUGACCCUAACACUGAUGUUGCGCCUCGUCCACCUAACCCACCCGAUUCUUCCAUCUUCAUCGUCGCCUACCCGAUGGAAGGCGUCGUGGGCUACUUCUUCUUCUUCAACAUCCAGGUACGACAUUCUAAUAGAAAGAUUGAUUGGACCAUUGACUUUGGCGACGGGACACCAGAGAUUUAUGGCGAUUGGCCCAAUGAACCACCGCUAACGGAGUCGCACGUGUACGCUGUGCCCGGGGAGUACACGGUGGUGGCUACGGUGCGGGGUCGUCACCAUGUCCUGGUGACGGGGCAGAUCACGGUGCGGGUCACGGCCGGGCCAGGCAUCGGCAGCGAUGAAGGGGAAGUGCUGGCAGCCCUGGCCGACUAUCGCGGUUUUUACAUCGGGGUGUUGGUGCUGCUGUUGCUGCUGCUGCUGGGACUGCUGGCGCUGACGGUGCUGGUGGGGCUGACCAACACGGAGAUGGGAGCGGAGGCGGCUUAAUCACCACAACCACCACCACCACCACUAAUUAAAUCUACUAUGACAACAUCUCACAAAACAACACUACUUUUAUAUAAACCUCAAACGACACACGAAGAAAAAAAAAGCAAUGAAACAAACGAAAUGAAAUAGGAAGGUUAUGAAGAGAAGUAUCAAUGAACAAGAAAGACACAGAUAAAGAAAAUCAACGAUUGCAAACAAGAUGAAACAACUACAAAAGAAAUGUCAAAAUAACAACAAUAAUAACGACUACAAGAGAAAAAAAAUCAGAAAAGGCUAAACAACAAAAACAAGAACGAUAGAAACGCAUCAAAUAAAAAAAUAUAUAUUCGAACAAAUAAACACACACACACACACACACACACACACACACACACACACACACACACACGGGAUCAGUAUUUCUUCAUUAUUUUAUUAUUCAUAUUCUUAUAGUUGUUCCACGCUUAGCGAAAAAUUAUUAUACUGUAUAUGCUAUUUUGUCUGCACGAGUCUGUCUGUCUCCCUCUCGUACAAUAAAUAAUAAGUGUUGAUUACGAAUUUAUUUUUACAUCGCCUUUGUGUGUAGCUAACGUAGCUUGUCACAAACAGCCUCGUAAGGACCAGCAGGUCUGCUGUUGUUUGUUCAUCCUUUGUGUUUAAAUCCUGAUCUAAA